GUUGUUGUUGCUGGCUGUGAUGGGCUGAAGUCAUAAGCUAAUUGCCAAAUGCGAAUGUUCUCGGAAGUUGGCCGCGACUGUUUCUGUCAUCGGUCGCAAAACACCGUUACCGCUGCUUUCAUGUCGCCGCGGCGUCUGUCAUUACAAUCGCCCACCCCCUCGGCGCUCGCUCUCUCCGCCUCCCCGCUCUGCUGUCUCUCUCGCCCCCGCUUGGCAUUAAUCUAUUUUUAGCAGCAUUUCCAAUUGGAAGACUCUUGAUUUGACCUUUGCUGUGCCCAAAGCAGAGCUUUUUAACUGUAACUACUUGGCAGAGCCGAAAAAGUCGCUGCCUGCUCGAGUGUGUGGGUGGGUGGAAGUGUCUGCAUAUGAAAAAAUCGAUGCCAGACUCCCUGCAGAAACUUCAUUCAGAAAGGAAGGAACGGAAUGGAAAGGCAAGGAGAGUGGCAGCAGAAGAAGAAGCAGGAGAGAAGGAGCUGAAGCCAAAGCAGCGCCGCCGACAGCAGUAAAUUUACAGCUAGACAAAGUAGCCCCCUGUGUGCGUGCGUGUGGGUGGACUGUAACGGUAACUGUGAUCCACAGACAGUCGCCGAUAAUACCGGAAAUGAAUUUUUCCGUAUUAGAAACUUAAAUACUGCAAACUUUUAUUAUCGCAGCCCGCAUCCGUUCGGAUCGGCUUUUUAGGCCAACCAAGUUGCAGUGGCAAAAAGUUUUUGUUUAGCCACGGGCAAAAAAACGUGUUUAUAUAUAGCCAGUAGUACAAAGAGUGUGCGUGAGUGUGUGUGCGAGGGGGAGGCGGGCCGGAAUGGUGUGUGAAUGCGCCUGACUCGCAACUCAACUCAACUCGAACUCCUCUCAGCGGGACCCCAAAGUGUAUAGAAAAUAUGAAUGAAGACAGGGCAGAGUGCGAAUAGUGUGCUCCCACACUCCGCUCUCCUCUCCGUUCUCACGCCGCCGUUGUUGUCCCCAUCUCCAUCUGCUCCUGGUACCCCCUCACCCCCCCCCCCCCCCUCUUCUCGCACCUCCACACACUCACAUUCCCCAAAUUCUCUCCCCAAAAGAGAUGCGAAAAAUCAAUGCACAAAAAUCUCUUGUUGAACAGUUUUUAAUUGCCCGGAGUGCGCGUGUGUUUACUUUUUUUGCCUUCUGUUUUCGCCGUAAAUGAAAAAUUAAUCAGCCUCGACUUUCCCGAUGACGAAUUUAAUGACCUGAAACAGAAGCAGCGCGUGAGGAGCAGCAGCACAGUGGAAAACCGCCAAUCACUUUCACAGAUUGCCUAGAUGAAAAUUGAGGCAGCCGACAACAAAGCCACGCCGGCAGCGACGUCGACGUCUCUGUGGGCGCACUGAUUACAUUUCCAUAAUCAACGAAGUAUCUCAAAAUCUCCACAUCCACACAUCGACACAUCGACAUCCACAAGAAGCAGUCGCCCUCGAUGGUUCCAAUGAGCAUCAUCAUCGUCUUCGCAUAAUGGCAGCGGCACCUGAAUCGUGUGGAGCACGCGAUUCCAGCGAACCGGCGACCGAGGGGCCGUUCGACGCGGAGGAGGAGGUGCGGGGGCGGUCCCAGGCGGCCAUGACGGACUCGCAGCGCCCACUGGACUCCCUGGAGGCGGAGACGGAGGCGGAAGCGGAGGCAGUCCAAGAUCCAGAUACAGAUGCAGAUGCUGCCGCUGCCGCUGCUGGAGUUGACCAACAAAGGCAAAACGAUGAUCAACUGCAGCUGCAGUCGCUGGAGCCCAUCUCCUUGGAUGACAUACCUGAGCCCAUCAAAGUCCUCGACGAGAUCAUAUCGGAGUUCGAGGAGGCAGCAACGAAACCGGUGGCCUUGCACAGCAACAGUGGCGAGAAUCAGUCGGAGGACGAUGGCUACAUGAGCCUGAGUCGCAAAAACAUGUCCAAAAAGGACUCGGAAGACGUGCCCCAAACACCCAGCACCGACACGGUGCCCGAGGGAAGUUUCAACGAGGUGGAUGGCACAGCCGAGAAUCUAACCAAGUUAUCGGAGGUGGAACACGGACAGGAAACUACGACGCCCCUCAUCCAGACAACGCUGCCAAAGGCACGGGGCACCAGCUCGACUCCGGCCACCAACUCGAACUACUCGAGUCUGCCGUGCUGCGGGGCCAGGGCCUCCAAUUUGGGCGGAGCUUCCGCUGCCAACUCCUCAAGCGGAUUGGCGGCCAUCCGGCACCCGGGCAGCUGCAACGGUGGACGCAACGCACUGGGCAUCGACAUUAGCGCCGUGCACAAUGCAGUGCUCCGUGGCAAUCUGGCCAGGCUGCCGGAGCCCUUCGCCAACGAACAUCCGGUGACCAUCUACCCGGGCCCGUCCUCCAAGGCGGCCGGGGGAGAGGGUGCCCGGAGCAAGCGGCUGCUCAGCUCGGUGGAGAAGCACAAGGAGGUGUGCCAUAUGCUCAAUCCUCACUCCAGCAGCUCCACCACCUCCUCGUCCGGCUCACAGCACACGUCCAGCGGCGAGGCCUCGCCAGCUGCCUCCCACGUCAAUGUGGCUUCGUCAAAGCAGGCUAGCCGGGAUGAGGACUACUCGGAGGACUCGCUGGAGGAGUCCACCAUCUCCACAGACCUUACGCCCGUCAAGCAGAACGGCGUGGCCUGGGAGAUUCACUUCAAGAGCAAUAAGAAGAAGUCCAAUAGCAGCAAAAAGACCUCUGGUGCAUCCAAAAAGGUAAGCAUAAAUAUAUUCUUUAUAACCUUUACUUACCUAUUUAUUAUGCUUGUAUCCCGCAAACAGAAGGCCAACAACUUGGACGACUUCAACAACAGCUUCGUGUACAACGAGCAGAGCAUGCUGGGCAAGGGCACCUUCAUCAUCCGCCGUUCCACAGCCAAAAAACCCCCUCGUGCCGCAGACGUCUUUAGUAUACCAAAGCCGCCGCGACCCUCGUUAUCCGAGCGAUCGGUUUCUGGAUCCGGAUCUGGCUGUAAAGUGGGUGCCGGAGCAAUCAGUAAUGAGUUCUACACCAGCGACAGCGAGCAGAGCGAUGCCACGCCUCUACCACUUCCUCCACCUCCGCCCGCCACGUCCGAGAUGAACUUCGUGUACAAGGAGUGCGAGGCCAAUGCGGCGCAGACACGCCGCGGACUGGAGAUGGCCGCCGCACAUCGGGCGGCUCUAUCGCUGGACAUCGCCGAGGCCCCCGACCAGCUGGGCCACUGCAAACCGGUGAAGAGCAAGACGGCGAUGCUGACCGAGAAGCGGCUGAGCGCCGAGUCCAUGCCGGACAACACCUCCAGCAGCGAGGAGUUCGACGAGGCACGUCUCAACGGAAACGGAAGCUAUGAGCUGUACUCCUACAACGGAAGUGAACAACGCGUUUCCAAUGCCACCACUCCCCACACGGAUCUGGCACCCACUUUGGAGGAGGACGAAGAGCUGUCCGACUUUAGCUACGGGUGUGCUCCGCUCAUGCAAAUCGAGCAUAACAUCAGCGCUUUGCUGCGUGGCGACAUUCCAGUUGUGGGUCAGCCGGCGGGCUGCAAUGGCGGCGGAUCCGCCGGUAUGUCAGCUGCAGCAACAGCAGCCGAGCUGCAUGCCAAGCGGAUACUAGAGUUCCGGCCAGGCGUUCACAAGUCCGAGAGUGCCAAGGAGAUGCUGCUGUCGCAGAUGCCCAGCUUGGGUCCACUGCCUCCAUCACCGCCCAGCUCCAAUCCGGAUCUGUUCGACUACGAUGCCCCGCUGCCGCCAUCACCGAUAGAGCCGCGCAAGCAGCUAGAGCUGCCUGCCGCGGUAGUGGCCAGUGCCCCGCCGGCGAACCGCGGAACCACUGUAGUGGAGGUGCAUGCCACAGCCUCCGGAGCUGCGGUGCACAGCAGCAACAGCCACACGCGCCGCAGUCGCGACAACGUGGCCGCCGUGCGUCACUUCACCGACGAGCUGCCCCCGCCACCGGCGCCUGCCCACCAAGCCAGCAGUUUCCUGGAGGGCCUGCCCGGACCGCCAAUGGUGCCACCCCAUCGGGCCACCGGAGGCCACUCGGCCAACACCAUGAAGUCCUGGAGCAUUGACUCGCAGUAUCGCAAGCGAUCGCCCAAGCUGUUUGGCCACUACAGCAGCGGUGGCGGCAGUGGAAUAACCACACCCACCGGGCUGGGACCGAUGCCUCCACUGCCACCGCCCCCGCUCGAUGGGAUGGCUCCGGGCGGAUCCGGGUCCUAUCAACGACGGUACAUCAAUUACGGCACCAAGCGCAGCCUGAAGCAGUCGCCGCGCGAGGAGCACCGUCUGCAAACCUCAUGUAGUCUUCCUGAAACGCCAAUUUUUGCCAGAGGCUGUGACAUACCACGUACGCCAUAUCGACGCCAAAAUGAGCCGUUGCCUGUGGUCAGCGGAUCCCGCACAGCUCCCAGGUCCAGCACAUCGAACAGCAUCAACAUGGGCACCUCAAUUAUUGGGAUUGGAGCCGGUAAUUAUGGAACGGCCCAAAUCUGCCGCCAGCGCUCGAUCAACCAUGCCUUGGCAUCCAAUGAGAUGCUACGCAUGACCGGAGCUCCGGCUCGUGGAUGGUACCCCAAGCAGCGGGGCAUGCGCCCAGUUUCCACCGAGAACAUAGACCGCCUGGCCUCCGUGCGGGUGUGGGACAAUCCGGCUGGCAUGUCGGGCACCGGACAAUCUCGCAAGCCACUAACGCUGCCACCAAAUCUCACGCCUUCCUUCCUAAACAAAUCACCCCGCGAGGCGCUGCGUCGAGUCACUAGUUUGCUGAUUACCAAAAAGAAGAACAGCAAGGAUCGGAAACAUAAGGCCUAUUGCGAUCAGCUCAUGGAUGAUAACAACAGCAAGCAUGCCUAUGAAUUUGAGACGGGUUCAACCAAGCGAAAGGAUACCACCAGUCGCAAGGACAAGGACAACGCAGCCUCGGGAGUGACCACCAAUGCCAAGCCCAAGAAGAAGGGCCUCUUCAAGUCCCUUUGGAAGCGCUCGAAAACCGCCUCGCUGGAUCAGUAGAGAACUCCUCGCCGGCAAGCCUAAGCACUGCCCCAGUUUUAUGUACUUCAUAAGCGUAUGAUAGCAUCGAAAAUGAUAAUAACCCUGCACCUACACUCACGUUUAUCGGGUCGCAUGCUGAGAGUUGGCCUGUGCGCCCACCCCUAACCCCACACCCACCCACACUCACCUGCUCAUCCGAUCAGCAAACUUUCUCACGCUCGUGUUCGUUCACCUUGGAAACAAUUGAAGCAAUUUUGUAUACACAUCGUAUCGUAUAUAUCGGUCAUAUAGUAAUGAGAAAACUGAAGAAUUCAAAUGCACAAAAGCCGUGAAUCGUAAAGACUGAAAAUGAAAAAGCGUAAACAAAGAAAAUUUAAGCGAAAACGAAAAUAUAAUGAAAGACAAUGAAAUCAACUGAACAUAUGCAAAACAGUAUUCCACUCUUACAAACUGAAGAAAAUGAAAGCAGUUGUACGGAUCGCACGGCUAUACCAGGUGUAUUAUGAUGCAUGCGCAGUGCCCCGACCUUGAACUUGCCAAAAACAGACAUUUUCGGAACUCUUCUAUGGCCGUACAACCGAAAACCUAACCAAAUACACGCAACUUGGGCGCAGCAAGAAAUUUACAACUUAUACAAGCACUGAAUUUAUAUAAACGUAUAUAGAUACGAGCGCUAUAUAUAUAGUUUGGACUAUAACUGAACCGUUUAGGGUUCUAGGCAGCAUUUCUUACUUUACGACGAUGGUUUAGGUACUUUUGUGUAGCGGAUAAAUAAGUUUAGGUUCGAUGACUAUUUUCCACUUUUCCUGAGUUGGUAAGGGACUUAAAGGGAACUGGAAUACGGGCACAGAUUGGAGACGAGUCUUGUUGAUUUCAGAAAGUAUCUCUUGGAUUGCAAUCCUUGGCGUUGCCCACAAAGCCAACUCUUUAUAUCUCGAAUAAAAACCCAUUCGCAAUAAUAAACAUGAAUGCAAAAUCUCACAAUACGUGUUACAUUUCCAAAAAACUGAAAAAGAAUGAAGUUAAGCCCUCCACGUUUGAAAAAAAGAAUUUUGAUAAUAACCAGUUUGAAAUUGAUUUAAUCCAUAUAAUCUUAAAAACGCAAUUUAAUGCUCAAGACGAUUUUACCAGAGAAAGCAUUUCUCAACUUUUGAGCGCGAAGAAAGUUGGUAGUUGGAGAAGAAAACUGCAAUACGAAACAACAAAACUGUAAACGUUUACUAGUCAUUUAAUAUUAAAAAAAUAAAAACAGAAUGAUAUAUGGCAGAUAACAUAUUUUUUAUUAACACUCACUGAGACGCCAAGAAAGAAAAUAUUGGCAGCAUUUUAUGAGCAGGAGCUGGCCCCCAGAGCAAGUUGAAAGUAUUAUUAACGAUUUAUAUUAUAUGCUAUAGCAAGUUGGUAUUUAUUAUAAUUAAUGACAUAUGUACAAUUAUUUGAAUUAACAUUAUUGAAUAUAUUUUUUAGAAAAGUAGCAUGAAACGAAAUAAAAUUAUUAAAACAGAAAUAAUCCAUGGCCCGUGUACUUUAUAUAUAGAUAUAUAUCUAUUCAAAUUGGAUCCUUUGGCAAAGGCGAAACUUAAGUGGUUAUUGAACACAACAAAAUAUAACAUUAAAGUCGACUUUAAGAAUUACUGGGCAUCAUGAAAAACAAUAAAACAAAACAAUAAAACAAACAUUCGAGAACUGGAUGUACAUUUUAUUUUUUAAAUUAACGGCGAAUAAAGUAAUAACCCAAUUAGUGUGUUUUUUCAAUAGCCUACAAAAUAAAUCUCACGCAUUUUGGAAGUGUCUUCCUUUAAAAUUUUUGCGCACUAGCAAGUUCUGGGAUUCCAUUCACAGUUUCCAAUUCAAAUGACAAAUUACAAUAAAAUACGAACAGAUCUAUAAAGUUUGCACUUUAGCAAAAGACGCAGGCAGCAGUAAACAGGAAAAGUUGGUAUAUAAUUUUUUAGCAAGAAAAAUAAAUUUUAAAUAUUUAAAUGAAACAACUGUAUAUGAGGGUAAAUAAUAUGAAAUAAAAAUAACAUUAAAGUGAUUUUCAGAA
Messenger RNA from Drosophila biarmipes, 6994 nucleotides. RefSeq lists its product as uncharacterized. The transcript has 10 exons. Bases 1468 to 4965 code for a protein of 1165 amino acids. The record is from RefSeq and is a predicted model, not a curated record. Lineage: Eukaryota; Metazoa; Arthropoda; Insecta; Diptera; Drosophilidae.